This is a messenger RNA of Mustela erminea (ermine), 2956 nucleotides long. RefSeq names its product C-X-C motif chemokine receptor 5 (gene CXCR5). The transcript is spliced from 2 exons. Gene Ontology annotation, cellular component: membrane. The record is from RefSeq and is a predicted model, not a curated record. Lineage: Eukaryota; Metazoa; Chordata; Mammalia; Carnivora; Mustelidae. Gene Ontology annotation, molecular function: C-X-C chemokine receptor activity. Bases 161 to 1285 code for a protein of 374 amino acids. Gene Ontology annotation, biological process: G protein-coupled receptor signaling pathway; B cell activation; chemotaxis.
GAUGAGAUGUGAGGCAGACAGCGGGUCCUACGCAGCCUGAGGAGACAGUGCGCUGCUCAUUUGUUUAAAUUUGCAGCUGACGGCUGCCACCUCUCUAUAGGCACCAGAGAGCCUCUAAGCAUCAGUCAGUGACCAGCCUGGUUGACAUACGGCUACAAACAUGAACUACCCCCUAACCCUGGACAUGGACCUUAUGAACUACAACCUGGAGGACGUGUACAGAGAACUAGGCAACUACAGCGACAGCACUGAGAGUCCCACAGUGGAAAAUCACCUCUGCUCCACCGUCGAGGGGCCCCUCCUGACCUCCUUCAAGGCUGUGUUCAUGCCGGUGGCCUAUGGCUUUAUCUUCCUCCUGGGUAUGAUGGGCAACAUCCUGGUGCUGGUGAUUCUGGAGCGGCACCGGCACACACGCAGCUCCACCGAAACCUUCCUGUUCCACCUGGCGGUGGCCGACCUCCUACUGGUCUUCAUCCUGCCUUUCGCCGUGGUAGAGGGCUCUGUGGGCUGGCGCCUGGGCACUGUCCUCUGCAAGACUGUGAUCGCCCUGCACAAGAUCAACUUCUACUGCAGCAGCCUGCUCCUGGCCUGCAUCGCCGUGGACCGCUACCUAGCCAUCGUCCACGCCGUCCACGCUUACCGCCACCGCCGCCUCCUCUCCAUCCACAUCACCUGUGCCACCAUCUGGGGAGCGGGCUGCUUCUUCGCCUUGCCGGAGAUCCUCUUCGCCAAAGUCAGCCAACCCCACCACAACGACUCCCUGCCCCGCUGUACCUUCUCCCAGGAGAACCGGGCUGAAACCAACGCCUGGUUCACCUCCCGCUUCCUCUACCACGUCGGAGGGUUCCUGCUGCCCAUGCUGGUGAUGGGCUGGUGCUACGUCGGGGUGGUGCACAGGCUGUGCCAGGCCCAGCGGCGCCCUCAGAGGCAGAAGGCAGUCAGGGUGGCCAUCCUGGUGACGAGCGUCUUCUUUCUCUGUUGGUCACCCUACCACAUCGUCAUCUUCCUGGACACCCUGGCGAGGCUGAAGACCGUGGGCUACAGCUGUGAGCUCAACGGCUACCUCUCGGUGGCCAUCACCAUGAGCGAAUUCCUGGGCCUGGCCCACUGCUGUCUCAAUCCCAUGCUCUACACUUUCGCGGGCGUGAAGUUCCGCAGCGACCUGUCGCGCCUUCUGACCAAGCUGGGCUGUGCCGGCCCCGCGUCCCUUUGCCAGUUGCUCCCCACGUGGCGCAAGAGCAGCCUCUCGGAGUCCGAGAACGCCACCUCCCUCACCACCUUCUAGGUCCUGGCCCCCCUCGGGCCUGCCUUCCGUGCGGGUGCGGUGUUGCCGGAACCCCUUCCAGCAGGAGCUGGGACCCUAGGAUAUGGGACCCCCACUCUCCUCAUCCGGGGCAGCUAGAGCCACGCCCUCCUUCCGGGACGUCCCUGCGCGCCCUUCCGCCCGAGGCCCCGCGGCCGUCCAGGGAGCGGAAGCAGUCGCGAGGCCGAGCGGUGGAAGCCUGUGCCGGUCGGUCUCCCCUUCUUUCAUCUUAACUGUUGGAAGCUCAAGAAACAACUUUUGCUCCCGCCCUGCCGAUUGGGAAGGUCAGUCGCCUCCCAGAACGCACUCCGCCAUCGUAGGGACCAGGGGUCUCCACAACGACCCGCCUCUCCUCUCAGCCCUCCGGCCGAAAGAAGCUAGAGGCAGAGCACCAGGGGAGAGAUGGAGGGCGAGGCUGAGGGAAGGCCCGCUGGCGAAAGGAUGUGGCCUUAACCAUCUCGGACCCUGACAGACGCAGACACCCUGCCCGGCCACCAGCCCUGCAUCUGGACCGAGCAGGAAACGCCGACUGACCCAAUCCAGGAAGCUGCUCCCGGCUCUGACCCAAGUGGCCCCGGGCCAGCCCCAUGGCACCGGGCCGGGGAGGUCUGCAGACUCAGGGCAGACUCCAGGCACCCUCAGACAUCAGCCGGCAUCCUAGGGAAGAACGGAGGCCAAGCCAGCAGAGAAAAGCCGUUGAAAGAAAAGAUUCUCCUUCCUCAGCCUCAAGGAGGGACAAGUAGAGACCAAAGCCAGCUGUCUUCUCUGCCCAGGGUGGAGAGGCCCCAGUAUGGGCCAGGGGCAGUCAGGUCUGGAGCCCUGGUAGGUCUGGCCACUGAGAAGGAAGGAGGCAGACUGCUCCUUCCUGCCCCGGCUCUCCACAGGCCAGACAACCAGGAGAAACUGGGGCAGCAGAGGGGUCCCAAUCACACAGAGGGAGCACUUCACGGAGGGUCGGAACAGAAAUGCAGACCCCCGGAGAAGAAUGACAGAUUGAAAAGGGCCUCUGGGGUCAUCUCAUCCAGCCCCCUACCUGCGGGCCAGACCUAGAGUUUGCCACCUCUCUGGGCCUCGCAAGAGCCACAAGGCAUCCCCUCGGGCCAGGCAGGGUGAGAAGCAGGGAAGUCCCCAAGCCCCAGGAAGCCGAGCCCUGCCCCUGAGAGGAUACUACUCAGAUGGAACCAGAGGAAACCGCUCCGUGCCUGCCUGCCCGCCUUCUGCGGGGAGGGCUCUCCCGCCCUCCUCCGCAGCCCCUGCUCUGGCUAGGGUGGGAUGUCGGGGACCCCUGCCCUUGCUGAGGGCACAUCUGGGGGAGGCCCACUCCCACUCCAGGGCAGCCAACCAAGCCCCCUUGGGGGGCCCCAUGUUGGAAAUCAGACCUGUGACCCAGGGGAGGAGGGAGAGACUCUCUCUUCACCAUGGAACACUGGGAAAGCCCCAGGGUCCCCCUUUUUCCUCCCAGCAUCCAACAGUAAGCUGGGUUUGGGGAGUAGCCAGACACGGAAGCAAAGAAGGCAAGAGGUUGGAUUUUUAAUUUUCUCUUUUUAAUAAAAAGGCACCUAUAAAACAGGUCAAUACAGUACAGGCAGCACAGAGACCCCCGGAACAAGCCUAAAAAUUGUUUCAAAAUAAAAACAAGAAGAUGUCUUCACA